AUGACUGGUAAAGGACAAGGUAAAGCGGUUGGUAUAGGACGAUUGCAAUUCCCUAUAGGUCGGAUCCAUCGAUUUCUUCGAAAUGGUAAUUACGCCCAAAGAAUAGGAAGUGGUGCACCUGUAUAUUUAGCAGCAGUAUUUGAAUACCUUUCAGCUGAAAUUUUAGAGCUGGCAGGAAAUGCUGCCCGUGAUAAUAAAAAGUCAAGAAUCAUUCCCCGUCAUCUACAACUGGCAAUUCGUAAUGACGAGGAAUUAAAUAAAUUACUUGGUCAAGUCACAAUUGCGCAAGGAGGUGUUUUGCCAAACAUCCAUCAAAACUUGUUGCCAAAAAAAGUAUCAAAGAAAGCAUUGAGUAUUUUGGCUGCUCAUCCAAAUUUACUUCAUAAAGUUGUACCUAAUUGGAUUGAUCAAGAUUGGUGUCAUAGUAACGAACCUGGAAAACAAUUGAGUGUAUAUAAUUUUCGAGAGAAAGCUUAUGCAAAACUAUGUAAAUGUUAUGAGGCACUAGAAGCAGGAUCUGCUUCGGAUGCAUUAGUUGAUUUGAUUGGAACUGUUCCUGGAACAAUUGAAUUAAAAUCUGAUAUUGAUGUUGGUUGCCAUGAUGAUGUUUUAAAACAAAUGGGUGAUAAAAAAUUCAUAGCAAUGUUGCAACUUGCUAAUAAUACAGGUGCAUUAAUGAGUUGCUCUAUUAAUGCUCUUGAAGGUGAAAUAAAGCAAGAAAGAUCACCAAACAGAUUAGUGAUUGGGGAAUGGCAAUAUAAAACCAAAUAUGUUUAA
Entrophospora sp. SA101 is the source of this 777-nucleotide messenger RNA. The record is from the annotation of a GenBank genome assembly. NCBI's taxonomy places the organism in Eukaryota, Fungi, Glomeromycota, Glomeromycetes, Entrophosporales, Entrophosporaceae.